GUAGUUCACAGUGCUAAAUCGAAACGGACAAAAGAUUAUGCCACUUCCUUGUUGCGGUUACAACGAAGACGCUGAGUUUUAGCUUACUCAACUCUAUUCAGACGUAUCUCGUUAAUUGCCUGGUUGAUAGUUAAGCUGAACGGAACUAGCCAAACAUCACAAUAUACAAUGUCAGCCGCGCAGGAAAAGGACUCUGUUGCCCAGGGGGACUGCGUGGAUGCCAAUCCGGAUAACAGCAAAGGUGACGAGAAUGACGGAUUCCUGAAAUUCAGUGGCAAUUUCUUUAAAAGACUUCAGGGGACCUCAGGAGGGUCCAAGUCCACAAAGGUGGAUUCCAAGCCUGAGUCAUACAGUUUCAGGUAUAGCCUGGACUACCCCAUGAUCGGACAGUGCAUCAUCAUCAAUAACAAGAACUUUGAUAGGUCUACAGGAAUGAAUGUCCGUAACGGCACAGACGUAGACGCUGCGAACAUGAUGCAAACUUUCACGAAACUGGGGUACAAAGUGAAAGUUUACAAUGACCAGACUGUGGACCAGAUUAGACAGGUGUUACAUGCAGCCUCUAAGGACGACCACAGCAAGUCAGCCUCGUUCGUGUGUGUGCUCCUCAGUCACGGGGAUGAGGGGAUCCUCUUUGGGACAGACGGCUGUGUGGAGCUCAAGAUCCUGACCAGCUUCUUCAGGGGGGACCGCUGCACCUCGCUGGUGGGGAAGCCCAAACUCUUCUUCAUUCAGGCAUGCCGGGGCACGGAUCUGGAUGGGGGUAUUGAGGCAGACAGCAUCGGAGAUGGGUCUCCAGAGAGGAUCCCAGUGGAGGCAGACUUCCUGUAUGCCUACUCCACUGCCCCAGGUUAUUACUCCUGGAGGAACACUUCCAGUGGCUCCUGGUUCAUCCAGUCCUUGUGCGAGAUGUUUGGACGCUACGGCCUCAGUCUGGAGAUAAUGCAGAUCAUGACACGUGUCAACCACAAGGUGGCGCUGGAAUUCGAGUCCUGCUCCAACCUCCCUGGCUUUGACUGCAAGAAGCAGAUCCCGUGCAUCGUCUCCAUGUUGACCAAAGAGAUGUUCUUUGUACCCUAAUCCUUUGUUUUGGGGCUGGGGGGGG
Molecule: messenger RNA, 1105 nt
Organism: Conger conger (European conger)
Lineage: Eukaryota; Metazoa; Chordata; Actinopteri; Anguilliformes; Congridae
Gene: casp3a
Product: caspase 3, apoptosis-related cysteine peptidase a
Exons: 8
Coding region: 169-1080 (303 amino acids)
Biological process (GO): neuron differentiation; apoptotic process; keratinocyte differentiation
Cellular component (GO): cytoplasm
Source: RefSeq, a predicted model, not a curated record